Messenger RNA from Dunckerocampus dactyliophorus (ringed pipefish), 5916 nucleotides. It is a transcript of the gene cln5, whose product is annotated as CLN5 intracellular trafficking protein. Gene Ontology annotation, biological process: lysosome organization. The transcript is spliced from 4 exons. Gene Ontology annotation, molecular function: hydrolase activity, acting on glycosyl bonds. The record is from RefSeq and is a predicted model, not a curated record. NCBI's taxonomy places the organism in Eukaryota, Metazoa, Chordata, Actinopteri, Syngnathiformes, Syngnathidae. Bases 28 to 1089 code for a protein of 353 amino acids. Gene Ontology annotation, cellular component: lysosome; lysosomal membrane.
CUCGUCAACAAAACCACGUGACCGGCAAUGCGGAAGUGCGUUGAUCAACGAAGAGACAGGCUGCUGUCAAUUGUUCUCGAUGUUUUGGGCCCACGAGCCAUGACCCGAAGGGAGAUUCGUCUUUGUCUCUUUUUCAUCCUGCUUGUGUUUCUUCAUGUCGUCGCCGCAUUCAAGAAGCAAACAUGGCCGGUGCCUUACAGACGCUUUGACAGUCGUCCUGACGUGGACUCUUACUGUGACGCUCUCUACCCGUUCUGUCCCACGGGGGACCGUGAUGGCCGCAUUCCCUAUAUGAGGGACAACGAUGUCAUUUCAGUGUAUCGACUGCAGACCCCUGUGUGGGAAUUCAAAUAUGGAGACCUGCUUGGCAAACUCCACAUCAUGCAUGAUGCCGUAGGCUUCAGCAGCGCCGAGACAGGGGCCAACUACACCAUGGAAUGGUACGAACUCUUCCAGCUUGGCAACUGCACCUUCCCACACCUCCGGCCCGACAUGUACGCCCCCUUCUGGUGCAACCAGGGAGCGGCCUGCUUCUUUGACGGCAUCGACGACUCCCACUGGUCGCAGAACGGAACCUUGGAGAAAAUAGCGGAGAUCAGCGGUGAUCAAUUUAAUGAAAUGUCCAAGUGGGUGCAGGACGACAACACCACGGGGAUCUACUACGAGACGUGGACGGUACACUCCGACCCGGGCCCCAACGCCACCGUGUGGUUCGAAUCGUACGACUGCUCACAGUUCGUCCACCGCACGUACCACAAACUCGCCCAACUCGGAGCUAAACUGUCCAGUCGCUCACAGAACAACUACACCAAAAUCUACCUGUACAGCGGAGAGCCUACCUACCUGGGCAAUGACAGCUCCAUAUUUGGACAGCCGGCGCUCAAGAGCCUGGCGGCAGACAUUCGGGAUUUCUACCGCACAUUCCGACCGCACCAGUCUAUGGCGGAAUUUGCACUCAGCAUGUUAGAGGCUUACAAAAAGGUGGUGUUGGACAAGAACUUCUACCUGUACUACAACUAUGAGUACUGGCGGCUGCCCAUGAAGCCUCCUUACGUACGUGUUACUUACGAGGAGGUACCUUUGCCUUAAUGCGGUUCUAAGUUCUAGUAAAAUACGUCAUGUAUUGCCAUUUUACAUUAUGUACAUAAUUAUGUACAUUUACAUAAAAGAGAAAAAACAGUAAAUGACUGAAAAAGCAAAAAGUAACCGAUUUUGGGCCCCGAACCUUAGCUUGGACAACUCCGUUAUUAAAGUCAGGUAUCAAAGCCAAUACAAAGCAAGAACCCUUUUGAUUUCAAACUGUAUCCAAUUGACAAUGUUUGAAUGAAUGAAAUCAGAUGAAGCAGAACGUACAUUCACAAACGUUUAUUAGCAGUCGAUCACGUCCAAAACUAAUCCCCCCCAAAAGUCAACAAAAGCAUUUUAAGGACAGUCAUGUCAGUCAUGACAGGCAACCUAUGCUUGAUUGAUCCGUGAGCCAUUUAGUGACAUAUUUGCAAAAGUGUACUGUCCCAUUGAGAUGUAUUACUGUUAGCAUUACCUAUAUUAUUAAUGUCAUUUGCUAAAUGGCGUGUCUACCAAUCCUUAUACAGUCUUGUCCUGAAGGUUAGCAAAACACUUAAAUAUUAAAAAAUAAAGUUUUUCAAUGAAAUUCUGCUCAUUUAAUAUUGUGAUUUGUACAUCUCCCCUUAGUUACUACAGGCCAGGUAACUCAUACAUUUACGUACACAAGCGUGCAGGAACAGGAGCACUUUGGUCACCUAGUUCUUAAAAAAUAAUAUAUUCCACUGUUGAUAUAUGAUGCACUAGAGGACUCCAUGUAUUUAACAAAAUACAGUAAUUUCCCCACACAGAUUUUUGAAUAAAAAAAAACAGAAGCAUCUUCAGAUCAAUAAGAUAUACAGUCUAUGUGGUAUGGUAAAGAUGCUUGUUUUCCACUGCACAGUACCUACUCUGCUCUCCUCGCUACUGGCGCUUUUACACUGGCAAAAGCAGACGCAGGUCACACAUGCUAAUGUUAGCUUACCCUGUCACUAUGCUGCCUUAGUGUUACAGAAUUAUACUCCAUAGUCUCCACUUGGAUAAAAUAUAUCUCAGGAAGUAAAUUCAGGAGAUCCACAUUCUCCUCAAUUGUCAGAUCGAGCCGAGCCGGUACUGUGUGGUGGGAAAGUGGCAUCAACGAGUUAAGAGCACGGCUCUAGCUUUGUAGAAAAGCAAGCGCCCUAAGGUGACAGAACCCUGACAGGGUGAAAUAAAGAAAUAAGUACAUUUCUAUAUCAUUGCAAUCAAACACACAGCGUUUUUAUAUACGGAUGCAUUUGAGACUUCCUUCUUAAAGGAAAAAAAAAACUCACCUGAACUUGCCGAUUCUCUCGCUGAUUUUUUGCGGACAGGAGCGCUAGCUGUUAUCUGCAAUGUUGGCGAUGGAAAAGCUUUUCGGGCGGGAAGAAGCAAAAAGCUGAAUGUACAGAUGAAACUUAAAAACGAAAAUGCACCUGAGCGUCCCAAAAGCGCAGGGCGAAGUUUGUGCAUCAUAAGCAAAUAGCCACUGACUUGGCUAUUAUAAGCCAUCUCGCUCAGACAGUCGUAGAUUUCUAUACAUUUAUCAGAUCGUAUCCUUCAGAGGAAUUGGCGUCAUUUGGUAUACAUGUAAGGUGCUUAGGGAAACGCUGCCUCUACUACAAAAAAACUAGACGAUAUUCGCCUGUAAAGCAGACAUUUGCGUGGAAAAAAACAAAACAUCGGAAUGAGCAAGCAAAAUCUCUGACAAGGAUCAACACUGUACACUUUCACAUAACAAAAAUGGGCGUAUAUUUACACAUUUCUGUUUUCCUACAUCUCCUAUGGCCAUGUUUGUCGUUAUGGUGUCAGCUUUUUACAUUAAAGAUCCGGACACCCUUCCACCUAAAGCCUGGAUUAUGCUCCUGUGUUGAGGUGCGUACACGACGCUGAAAAAAUCUAACCCUGAGUCACAGCGUCACAGGCCGUAAGGCUGUGAUUGGUCAGCUUGUAGGACUUUAUUUCCUGUGCGUAUAUGACUCGUUCAGCGGCUGUACAGCCCACCUUUCCAAACACCUUCACUCACCUCCAAUUUGGGAUCAAUAUUUGCAAUAAAUGUGAUUGAUGUAACGCAUCGAUUAGUUUCACAUCCAAUCACACUGUCAUUAACUGGCAUUGCUUACUUGCGACAAAGCUAACAAGCUAAAUGGUUGACGAGAGUUGUGUUUGCUCACUGUAUUGGCCCUUCCAGAUGCCAACCCGAGUGUUUCGGCAGAGUGUUGAAAGUCACGCACUCCACCCCCGCGAAGAGUGAUAAAAGGACCAAGAUGGCGUUGGAAGGGACGUCAUAGUGACUACGUAGAAGCAUAAUCCAAUCUUUUUGUAACACUGCCCUUUAAUGCCGUACUGUGCUGCAAACCUGCAAUUUAAGUGGUAGUGCAAGUAAUUGUGUGCCGAGUCAUCACUAUCCUGAACUCCUUUAUAAGAAGGUUUCCUCGUGGGAAGAAGCCUGAUGGAUGAGGCUAAGCAGGUCUGCUUCAGCUGCAGUUUUUCCAUAUUCAAGACAACAGGCAGAGGUUCUGUCAUGUUUCUGCGUUAUUGUUCCUGCACUUCACUCCACAGGAGUUCCAUAAGUUUGCGCCACUGCCACAGCCGAGUCCCUCUUUUACCAGGUGGGCAUCAUGUCCGGAAACCAAACGCGGCCCAGGUGCUUGGACACCUCCCAGUGGAUUUCGUCCAGAGAGUACUUGUGAUCCGGGAUGAGCACUUCCUCCAUGAUGGAGAGCUGUGAGAGGCGGCGGCCGCACAUCUUGACAAAUUCCACAAAGGCGCUGCAGGAGACCUCGCACUCGCCCAGGCCGAUAGCUGACAGCUGGGUGCAGUGCUUGGCGAUGCGGAUAAGCUCCUCAUCCAAGGGGCGCAGGCCAUUGGCACACACCACCAGCUCCACCAGGCGGGGGCAGUGGAGGCCCACGCGGCCUAGCACCUCUUUGCUGACAGAGCGGCCAAAGUAGAGAUGUGUGACAGGGAUCUCCUCGUUGAAGAAUGGCCCAAACUCGUCCUCGUAGAGGAAGAAGUACAUGACCAGGUUGAACUUGGGCGAGUGGCGCACCAUGGCGUCCCAACUGCUCUUCUUAAUGGUGUGGAAGUGCUGGCCCGGGUUCUCGCUCACCACGUCGAUGCGCAGGUGCUCCAGGUGGACAUGCUUCUCAGAGGAGAGGGCGAGCAGGAGCUCAUCGCUCAAGAGGUGGUAGUUCAAUGCCAGCUCUCUCAGGCCGUGACACUGAUCCGCCACGCACAGAAUACCUGAAAACACACAAGACGCUUCUUUGAAGUAUUUCUAAACUACUGUACAAUAACUGCUCGCAAGAGCAAGCUGAAGUUCAAAAAGUGAUUUAGCAAGGUGGAUACAAGGGCUGAGGCUGAAGCCCCUUUCACACUGACUGUAAACCACCGUUUCUUCCAUUAUUCCAUGUGCUGUUAAUACAAAACACAUUGGGUGGACAAAGUCAAACUGGCAUAUUUCCACCUUUUUCUGUGUAGCAACCCUCACACUGCUUCUGCACUCUUUUCAGUGUCACUUUUCUAUAUAAAAGGCACUGACACGGAACGACAACCCAGCCAUAUUCACCUUCUGAGUAGUGCUGUGGCAAUACACUAAUCUCACAAUACAAUACACAAUAUUUAGCUCACGAUACACUCAUGAUCAAAAUUUUAAGACUAGUUGAAAAAUUGCAAGAAUAUACAUUUUGCGCUGUUGGAUUUUUAGGAGGUGAUAGUGAAUGCUGGUUUGUAUGUGCUCUGCAAUUGGCUGGUGACCAGUCCAAAAGUCUGCACCACCUCUCGCCCGAAAACAGCUGGUAUAGGCUCCAGCAUACCCGCAACCCUCGUUAGGACAAGCAGUCUAGAAAAUGGAUGGAUGGGUUUUAAAGGAAGCUUUAAGUGGAGCUUCAACUGCAAAAAGAAAAAAUGGGAGUGAGACAAAAAACAUUUGAGUAAUCAAUUAUUUGCAAACAACCAUGAAAGCGAAAUAGCCUGUUCAUCAUCUGACCAAAUGUUUAAGUCCACAAUUUUAAAAGCCAAAAAUGUGCACACUGGACAUGCACAGACCUCACCGUUUCCCAUACCUUCAUUUAUUCAUGGUGGUCUACUAUAUUUAGCGAGUAAUCAGAGAACUAUAAAUACUUCUCAAAAAAGCAACUACAAACUACAGACUCUGCUAUGCGUGCACAAAUCACUUUCAUCAUUGAGCAUGAAGUGGAGCUGCAAGCUCCUCCCUAACAAAUGCAAAAAACACCACAUCAAUUAGUGACAGCAGAGCAGCUUGUUUGUUGUUCAAAACAUAUUUGCUUUGCUUUUCAUGGUGAUAAAAGACUUUUUGAAAAUGUUUCGUGGCCAUCAUGGUCGUCAUAGACCAUUACGUCCCCCAUGAAGCCCAGUCCCCCACCGGAACUCACCACAGUCACAAAGUCAGGUUGGAAACCUAUCACCUACAAUGUGAAUAUUGUCUAAUCUCAUUCUAAACAGUAAAUGUGACAAAUUUUACUAUUUUAAACAAAAUGAAAUUAGAAAAUGCAUGUUUCUAUUGUCUAACUACAAUGGGGUGAAAAUGGUGCUUAUAAUGCAAGUCAAUGGGGGGUUUCCAGUAGGAAACACUACCACCUACAAUGUAAAAAUUGUCCAAUCUGUUCUAAACAGUAAAUAUGACAAAUUGGACUAUUUUUCAACAAAAUGAAACCCUGAAAUUAGAAAAUGCAGGGUUUUUGUCUUAAUUACAAUGCUUUAAAAAAUGGUGCUUAUAAUGGAAGUCAAUGGGACUUUUUGUCCUCUAAGGACUCAAGAGUGGGAUAUUUGGAAGCUGACUCUGCAAAAAAAAAAAAAAUUAAAAAAUAUGGACUACUAAUCUUAUGUAUAGUU